Messenger RNA from Sabethes cyaneus, 991 nucleotides. RefSeq names its product proteasome subunit alpha type-7-1 (gene Prosalpha4). Gene Ontology annotation, cellular component: nucleus; proteasome core complex, alpha-subunit complex; proteasome core complex. The record is from RefSeq and is a predicted model, not a curated record. The coding region runs from base 108 to 857 and encodes 249 amino acids. The transcript is spliced from 2 exons. Gene Ontology annotation, biological process: ubiquitin-dependent protein catabolic process. NCBI's taxonomy places the organism in Eukaryota, Metazoa, Arthropoda, Insecta, Diptera, Culicidae.
ACCAGAACCGAAGCAGAACAGGUUCAGUGCCGUAAAAGUCCGUAAAAAUCCGUGUAAUUCCGUAGCAAUCGCGUCCAUCAGUCCGGUUUUUCGAUACAGCAAACACAAUGUCGGCCAGAUACGAUCGUGCAGUCACCGUUUUCUCCCCGGAUGGCCAUCUGCUGCAGGUUGAAUACGCUCAGGAAGCGGUUCGCAAAGGUUCCACUGCUGUCGGCGUCCGUGGAAAGGAUGUGGUUGUGCUGGGAGUGGAGAAGAAAUCCGUCGCCAAACUGCAGGAAGAACGAACGGUGCGAAAAAUUUGCCUGCUAGAUCACCAUGUCGUUAUGGCGUUCGCCGGACUGACGGCCGAUGCGCGCAUUCUGAUUAACCGGGCCCAGGUGGAGUGCCAGAGCCACAAGCUGAACGUAGAGGAUCCCGUCACGUUGGAGUAUAUAACCCGCUUCAUCGCCGGCCUGAAGCAGAAGUAUACGCAAAGUAACGGGCGAAGACCGUUCGGCAUCUCCUGUCUGAUCGGUGGGUUCGAUUACGAUGGACUGCCACACCUGUACCAGACGGAACCGUCCGGCAUCUACUAUGAGUGGAAGGCUAAUGCAACGGGCCGAUCGGCCAAGACGGUGCGGGAGUUUUUGGAAAAAUACUACACUGCCGAGCUGGUCGAAACGGAGGAGGGCGCCAUCAAGCUGGCCAUCAAGGCACUGCUCGAGGUGGUACAGUCCGGUCAGAAGAACCUCGAGGUGGCCGUCAUGAAGCGCAACCAACCGAUGCAGAUGCUCGACGCCGAUACGAUCGAGAAGUACGUGGCGAUCAUCGAGAAGGAAAAGGAAGAGGAAGCCGACAAAAAGAAGCAGAAGAAGUAGGACUUUCCUGCCGGGUCUGCCGGGUGCAGAGUAUUUUACUUCACUUUUGUUUGCGCUAAAGCUAACGUUAAUUUUCUGGUAAGUUGUCUUUUUGGAAUAAAUAAUUGCCUACUUCAGUGAUAGAUGAACGAGAA